Molecule: messenger RNA, 4245 nt
Organism: Bursaphelenchus okinawaensis
Lineage: Eukaryota; Metazoa; Nematoda; Chromadorea; Rhabditida; Aphelenchoididae
Source: the annotation of a GenBank genome assembly
AUGGCGGCGUUUUCUGAGCUUGGAAUGUUGCCAGAGCUGGCCAGUGCUAUUGAAGAGAUGGAUUGGACGUAAGAUACCUUUCAUAUUUAGUUUAACUAUGGCUUUUGAUGGGUCUAUUUAACAAUUUUUUAACGUGUGAUUGGUUAUCGACGUAUUUUACAUUUUUUUAUUAUUCAUAAAGGUUUUGUCUAUAUUUCUUUAGAUUGCCCACAGAUAUUCAAUCCGAAGGAAUUCCGGCGAUCUUAGGUGGUGGAGAUGUUCUUAUGGUAUGGUUUUAUCCUCUUAUGUUAUAUGUUUAGGCAGCUGAAACGGGUAGUGGUAAAACUGGAGCUUUUUGUUUGCCAGUGUUACAAAUUGUGUGGGAGUCGAUGAAAGAAGCUCAACUUGGUCGAAAACGGAAAAGAAGUGGUAAGAACAAGGUUUAAUUAACUUAAUUGGAUAGUGUUUAACCUUUUAAAAUUGAAGUUGAAGAAGUCUUUCAUAAAUUCGUUGAAUUCUGGUUGAUUUUUUUCCUCUAACAUGUUUUUGUAACUUAUUUAGCCCUUUUUAGUUUUUAAUUGUUUGUUAAAAUUCUUGAAGGUUUAUAUGCUUAAUGAACGUUAAUGGCUUUAGAUGGUUUUUCGUUUAUUUUAAAUGUAAAAUAGUUUUGUUUUAAGGCCUUGAGCCAUGGCGAAUGAACAUUUUUGACCGAGGCGCCAACGCGGGUAUUGAUCAAUCAGGUUUGAUUGUUAAAAGUACUCAUCCCGAGUAUUGGAAUGGUGCUAGAGCUACAACAGGCGUUACUGGAAAAGGUAUAGAAAGAUAGUCUUUAACUGCGUUUUUUAUAUUGUGGUAAAUAACAGUUUAAUAUUGUUAUCCACACCAUGAUUUAAAUUUUUUCUAAUAUUGUAUGUUUUAGGAAAGUACUAUUUUGAAGCAAAAAUAGAGACAGAUGGUCUAGUUCGUAUUGGAUUAUCUACGCUAAAUGCAAAAUUAAAUUUGGGUUCAGAUGAUCAAGGUUAUGGCUUUGGAGGUACUGGUAAGAAGGUACAUGCUAAUAAAUACGAAAAUUAUGGAGAAGCUUUCACUCUUGGAGAUGUUAUUGGAUGUUACCUGGAUUUGGAUUUUGGUCAAAUUUCUUUCUCUAAGAACGGCGAAAUGUUUGAUUUGGCUUUUGAAAUCUCCAAGGCCAAUUGGAAUGCGGUUUUCUAUCCAACUGUCUAUGUUAAGGUAAGGGGUUUUGUUGGAAUAGCUUUGAUUUUUAGUUGCUUUUGUGGUGAUAUGGUUUUGGGGAAGCUUAAAUGAAUUUUUUGAUUGUUAGGUUUAUUUAUGGGUCAAAAAGUAAAUAGAAUUGGCUUUUUUCUUAAUUUUAACAUUUUUUUUAUCAAAGGUCGUACAAAAAAUUGUAUUCUGGACUUAUAAAUUAAUGGGAAUUGCUAAGCGAAUCUAUCUCAAUUUGAAGUCUAAACUAAUUUUUUCAGAACGCAGCGGUCAAACUAAACUUCGGCUCAGAAGCCUUCAAAUACAGUCCGGCAGUGCAAGUUAUGGCGAUUUGUAAAGCUCCAAGUGCUUGUCAAAUCCCAUCGAAACGCAACACUUUGGGCGGUGUUUUGAACAAACGACCAGAAAAUGCACCAAUGUGCUUGAUUGUCGAACCUACGAAGGAACUUGCCCAACAAACAUACGAUCAGAUGGAACGUUUUUCAAAGUUUUUGGAUACUCCCAUUGUUCGGUAUGCUAUUGUGGGUGUGGUAGGGGUAUGAGGGCCAAGAAGGUUUAGAUAUAACGGGAGAGAACGAGGAAGAACAUUUUUUGCCUAAUAUGACUGUCUAAAGCACUGUAAUAUAACGCGAAACACCUUAUUUUUAAUGUUGAAUUCAUAAACCUUUACCUUCAGAAACGUCUUGGUCGUUGGAGGAACAUCAGUCGUAGCCCAAAAGCGUGAGAUCGAAGAAGGAGUGGAUAUAAUAUGUUGCACACUAGGCCGCUUGAAAGAUUUAGUUUCUCAAGAUGCGGUUGAUCUACAAUAUGUUCGUUUCUUUGUGAUUGACGAAGCUGAUUCGCUGGUUUCUCAAAGAGAGGCAGGCCGAACUAUCAGAGAAUUGAAGGAGAAGAUGCCGAUUUUCACUGAAGAUGGCUCAAGAUUACAGAUGAUUGUUUGCUCGGCUACACUGCACAAUGCUGAUGUUAAGAGAAUGGCGGUAAGCAUGAAGUGUAUUUCGAAGUAGUAUAGAUCUUUUUGAGUAGUAUUAGGUUGUUUACAGGGACGUCGUUUGGGGGGGGUGGUUCGGAGUGACUCCCCCCCCAGAGCCGAUCCGAAAAAAAAUCCACAGGUAGGUGGCACCUGUACGUGAAUAAAAGAAAAAAAAAUUUUUCGAAAAAUUGGUCUACAGUUUAUUAUGUGAACAAAUUUAAUGAUUUUAACAAAGCAAAAGGCAAAUGUUUUAGGUAACAAACGAGUUUUUUUUCGAUUUAAAAGAAUUUUUAAAAAAUUUUUUUUUAUUAUAACAUCGUCCUUUGAUCAAAAAUCAUAUUACAGUACCACAAAGUUUUGUCGUCAAUAUUUAGUUUAUAAAAAUAGACGGUAAAACAUAUUUAACACCAUGAUAUGGCUAAUUUAAUACCUAAAACGCAUGUUAAUGUUGCUCAGAACUCAAACUUUAAAUUUUGAAUAGCUGUUGUUUGAAUUAACAAUGAUAAAUGUUAUGAUUUUAAGAAUAAAGGAUAUGAUUGUAGGACCAACACAUGCACUUUCCACAAUGGGUCGAUCUAAAAGGACAGGAUUCAGUUCCAGACACUGUACAUCAAGUGGUAUGCAUGGUUGACCCAGUAGAAGAUAAAAGUUGGAUCCGACUGAAGUUUCAACCAAACUUUGGAAUUAAGGUAAAAUACGGCUAUUACAGCUGGUAGCUGGUGUCGUCAAUCAUUUUAAAAAAAUUUUUAAUUGGUUUUCUGAUUAUAAAAUGCUGUUUUUCGGCAUUUUUUUGAUCAAAUUCAUGGGAAAUAAACCUUAUUUUUGAAGAAAAGAUGUAAGGUCAAGCCUGCUUUAAACAAUUUUUAACAUAACAAGCUUUUUCACUUUCAGACCGACCAAAUUCACUCAAAAUCAGAGGUAAAACCAGGAUCAAACUCACCAGAAACCUUGUCAGAAGGCGCGAAAGUCCUCAAGCUGGUAUACCUGCUAAAAGCAGUCGAACAACAUCAAAUGGACAAAGGAAUCAUCUUCUGUCGAACCAAAUUGGAUUGCGAUCACUGCGAGCAAUUCCUGCUUCAACACAAUUACAGUGCUGUAUGUAUGCACUCGGACAGGAACUUCCAGGAACGUCACGAGAAUCUGGAGAAGUUCAGGAAGGGCGAGGUCAGGUUUUUGGUUUGUACUGAUGUGGCAGCGAGAGGAUUGGACGUGAAGGGAGUGCCUUUUGGUAAGGAAGCUUGUUGGUGGUUUAGAAAUGUGGAAGUUUUUUUUUUUUUGGUUAUGUAUGACAUUAGAAAUGACAUAAAAUAGAAAAGGAAACAUUUUUUACCUAGGAUAAUAUAUGAUUUUAUAUAUUUUAAGGCUCCAAGAAGGUGAUAUUCUAUAAAGACGAGUAUAAUUAAGUAAAGAAGUAUGUGUAAAAGAUUGUACUUAUAGGUAGCAAUUGUAAAUGUUCACUUAAAACUUAUAAAAUCGGCUUUUCAGUAGUCAACUUAACCCUACCACCAUCAGAAGAACUCUCGAGCUAUGUCCACCGCAUUGGCCGAGUGGGCAGAGCCGAUAGAAUGGGCUUGGCUAUAUCGUUGGUCUCAACAGUACCAGAGAAGGUAUGGUACCACCAGUGCAGAUCAAAAGGCAAAAGUUGCGAAAAUACACAGCUAAUACAACAUGGAGGAUGCGCCAAGUGGUACGAUGAAAAAGGUGUAAGUCUUUUAGGUUAUUCAAGCUAUAAUGACUUGUAAUGAUGUUCUAGGCUUGUAGUCAACAUAUAAGGUCGAAUAGCAAUAUUUAUUAUCUAAAACUAGACUUUAAAGCAUCAAAAAUGAUAUUUUCAGUACCUAAACGAGAUCGAGAACCAUUUGGGUAUAACCAUCGCUCAGGUCGAUUCGGACUUUGUUGUCCCAGUAAACGAAUACGAUGGCAAAGUGGUGUACGGAGAUCGACGCCAAUUAAACAAAGGCAUUCAACACUCCCAUGCCGUGGAAAUGAUGAGAACCGUCAAGGAUUUGGCUGAACUGGAACGAACUGUCCAGCUCAACUUUUUGAACAUGAAGCUUAUUAAAACUAAAUAG